AUGCCGGACGCGUGGCUGCACCACCGAAACACUCACGCACACAUUGUGCACCCGUCACCUGUCCGCGCGCACUCUUACCCUUUCCACGCGUAUGGUGCAGGUGCAGGUGCAGGUGGGGGUGCACCGAGUGGGAGUGGGUAUUACGGCUCCUCCCUCGGAUCUCCAUCGUCAUCCUCAACUUUGCAUCAUCCUUUCUCCUCAUCCUCCUCAAACCUUUACAGCCACCACCCUCAGCAUCUCAACACGCACCAUCUGCAUCACCCGAACCCCUACCAACAGCAAUCCACGUUCUCUUCCUCCUACUCCCAGUACUCCUACUCUCAUUCCAGCGGAGGAGGCUUCCGAGGAUCCGAUCUCCCCUCCCCGCCCCUUUCAACCUCCGCCAUGCCACCUGACCCGUGGAACUCUGGUGCUUCCGACAGAAUGAGCCCCUCUGACGACGGGGCCAACCACGACUGGACCAACGGUCACAGCAAACACUACCAAAACGGCGGCGACUACGACGACUACGCCGCCCGAAACAACAGUUUCUCAUCACCCUCACACAAACAUAUCAUCCCGCCCAUGGGACCCAUGAUCCGGACAUCAUCACAUAACCACAAGGCCCUCAAGAAGCUGCCGGCGCCCUACAUGCUGGAGACAUGGGCCAGUCUCAUGGACAAGAGCAAAGGACGAGACAAGGUUCUGAAAACGGUCCAAUACACGUUCCGUACGUAUCUCUACGUUCUUGGAUUGAUCGCGUCGGUGCGACCACUGUCUCGAUGGUUCCUUGCGAGCGAGAAGCGCACAAAGCAGUCAGUUGCUGGUCUGAGUUUGACGCGCAAAUGCCUGCUCCUCCUGAACCCGCUCCGACCGAUUGGAGCUCUUAUCUCGCCGGAACCCACCAGCGCUCGAGACUUCCUGGGUCACAUCGUCGACCUCGCUAGCGCCAUCGCCGAUGACAUCUUCUGUCUGUCCAAGCUCGGACUCCUGUCGCGACGGAAAGGAGUCAUUGCCGACAACUGGGCCAACCGACUGUGGUUCACUACGACUCUCACAGGACUGUACGGUCUGUACGUCAACUCGUUCAAGGACCGGGACCCAGAGGAGGAGCGCAAGGACGACUGGAAGCGGGUCAAGUAUCUGUGCGACCUGACCUUUGUCUCAUACGACAUCUUUGGCUUUACGUGGGCCAAGGAGCCCAUUCAAUGCGUCGCCGGUCUCAUGGCCGCCAUCAUCGCCACGGGCCAGCUCUACGACAAGGAGUGGCAGCACCUCAUCUCGAGACACGAGGUCGACGGCCUCGGCGUCAUCGCGAAGAAGUCGCAAGUGUAA
Messenger RNA from Trichosporon asahii var. asahii CBS 2479, 1314 nucleotides. RefSeq lists its product as uncharacterized. The transcript has 5 exons. Gene Ontology annotation, biological process: regulation of peroxisome size; peroxisome fission. Gene Ontology annotation, cellular component: peroxisomal membrane. NCBI's taxonomy places the organism in Eukaryota, Fungi, Basidiomycota, Tremellomycetes, Trichosporonales, Trichosporonaceae. The record is from RefSeq and is a predicted model, not a curated record. The coding region runs from base 1 to 1314 and encodes 437 amino acids.